This is a messenger RNA of Spodoptera exigua (beet armyworm), 2033 nucleotides long. The record is from the annotation of a GenBank genome assembly. Lineage: Eukaryota; Metazoa; Arthropoda; Insecta; Lepidoptera; Noctuidae.
CACUUGAGUGUGAUUGUCAUUGAGAUAGUACAUAUGUCAAUGGUGAUUGUGCCUUAUCAGUGACGGUCAAACUGUUUUUGUAUUUACGUUUGUAGAUUAUGAUAAAUUAGUACCUAUCUUAUUCGGGGUAUAGUUGGUGACUUACCUAUAGUCUUAUUUGUUUUGAUUAUUUAGAUAUAUGUAAUUUUAUUUUCUACAAUUUCUAGUUAAGUUUUUUAAUAAAUAUUGUGCGAAAGUUUAAACUUGUUUGGAUGGUUUGAAUACCUAGCGUUAAAUAUAUUUCCAUAUUUCUUAUUUUAGGUAGCUUUGCUUAGUACGGUAUCAAUUUCGUUUAUUUGAUAACAGUUUAGUUAAAAAUAAGUAAACACCAAGUUAAUAUGUAUAAUAAUUAUCUUAAUGUUUGCAAGAUGAUAGUAAUGAAAUCCGGUGUAUCUAUGACUAGUAGUGUUGGCCGGAAUUUUUUACCCCUUACAUAUAAUGCUGCAGCACAUCGCUGGUACUCAGAUGACACUUCUAAAAAGUUUGAUAUCGUUGUAAUUGGUGGCGGUAUUGUUGGUGCUGCGUCAGCAAGGGAGCUCAGUCUAAGGCAUCCAUCAUUAAAUAUUGCAUUAGUCGAGAAGGAAAAUCGUUUUGCCUACCAUCAAAGUGGUAAUAACAGUGGUGUGAUUCAUGCUGGUAUUUAUUACAAACCUGGAUCAUUGAAAGCUAAAUUAUGUGUACAAGGCAUGGAAUUAGCUUAUAAAUACUGUGAUGAGAAAAAUAUACAAUAUUUAAAGUGUGGAAAAUUGAUAGUGGCUACUGAAAGGCAUGAGGUGCCCACAUUAUUAGAUCUGUAUGAUCGAGGAAUACAAAAUGGUGUAAAAGAUUUGCAGCUACUAGAAGGAAAUGAAAUAAGAGAAAUCGAACCCCUCUGUAAAGGGCUGCAAGCUAUAUGGUCUCCCAACACUGGAAUUGUGAGUUGGGCUCAGGUCACAGAAUCUUAUGUAGAGGACUUCAAAAAAUGUGGUGGCACAACUUAUUUAAACUUUGAAGCAAAGAGGUUCUCAGAAUCUGAAAAUGCAGAAUACCCUGUUAUUAUAUCGGAUAACAAAUCUAAUAAUAUUUCUGCAAAGUAUGUCCUCACAUGUUGUGGCCUACAUUCAGAUACAGUAGCUGUUUUAACUGGAUGUCCUGAAGAGCCUAAAAUUAUACCUUUUAGAGGUGAAUAUUUGUAUCUAGUCCCCAGUAAAAGUAACUUAGCUAAAGCUAAUAUUUAUCCUGUACCUGACCCAAGAUUUCCAUUUCUUGGUGUCCAUAUAACUCCAAGAAUAGAUGGACGUGUAAUUUUGGGACCAAAUGCAAUAUUAGCCUAUUGUAAAGAAGGAUAUAAAUAUAGUGAUGUGAAUCUGAAAGACUUGAAAGACAUUUUAGCAUUUUCUGGUUUUCGGAAAUUAGCAAUGAAAUAUGCAGGUUUUGGUAUUAAAGAAAUGACAAGAUCAAUUUUUACUUCAUUGCAAGUGAAGCAGGUUCAAAAAUACAUUCAAGAAAUUACAUCUGCUGAUGUAGAGAGAGGUCCUUCUGGUGUCAGAGCACAGGCAAUGGCUAAAGAUGGAAGUCUAAUAGAAGAUUUUGUAUUUGAUUCUCAACCUGGUUCUGGUGCCAUAGGAAGUAGAGUUUUACAUUGCAGAAAUGCACCUUCACCUGGGGCCACUUCGUCACUUGCUAUCGCGAAAAUGAUUGCUGAUAAGAUGGAGAGUGAAUUUAAGUUUAAAAUCUGAGAUAUAUAAACACUGGUAACGAACAUAAGAUAAUUCGUAAACAUCGUUAUAAAAGUAAUACACAUGAAAGCAGUGUUAUCCUCAACGUUAGGGAAGGAAAUUUACGCUAAUGGAAAUCCCAAAUUUGUAUUUGCAUAAAGUAGUAAAUAUAAUACCUAGGUCACGUUGAUUUCUUAUUAGUCUUGCUUGUGUGUUGUUGUAAUGUUUUAUUGUUGCACACUUUUUACGUACCUAAAUCAUUAUUCAAUCAUCACUUAUUUUAUAGAACAAUUACCU